CCGCACACCAGACGUCCACCUCAUCAGAACUUUCUCUUUCGCAGACUGAAAAGGACUGAAGAUCUGUUAAAUCACACCAUGGCCUCUUUGACCGUCCUGUCCGUGUUGCUGGGUGUGGUCGUGUUGGCGAUGCUGCCUGGCGUUCCCCACGUCGAGGCAAACGCAAUCAGCGAGUGCUGGGACGCCUGGAGCCGGUGUACUGGCUGGAGCAGCGCCCUCACCGGCCUGGCCUGACAGACGUGUCCUCAGAGAUGUCGGUGUAAAGGUCAUCAAGGUGGCAACUGCGUCCUUGCUCCGUCCAGAUGUCCACUGGCCAGCGAAACCUACCAGUGUCAGUGCUAUGGGAGAAGGCAAGGACCACGUCCGGCGUGGUGCGGCGUUUAAAGAGAGUCGUUUUGUUGCUGUCAGUCUUUGUUUCCGCGCGUGAACAAAGUCAGUAAAACCAUCAACAACUGAAUCUGUUUUUUGAGAUCUUACUCGAACUUGAUUUAUUUUUUUACAAUCCAUUCUGAAUUCUAGUCCUCCGAUUUGAUAUUAACUUAGCGAAAAACUGCUUCUAGUCUUAAAAUGUUUUGACUGUUUGUGUCCAAAUUCAUUAAGUUAAAUAUUACUCCAACUUGACUGUUUUCAAACCAGUUUGAAUUCUAAUUCUCGGAUUUGAUUUUUAAAAAUAAACUGUUUCUUGUUUAA
Messenger RNA from Gigantopelta aegis, 690 nucleotides. Its product is annotated as neuromacin-like protein. The record is from RefSeq and is a predicted model, not a curated record. Lineage: Eukaryota; Metazoa; Mollusca; Gastropoda; Neomphalida; Peltospiridae. The transcript has 2 exons. Gene Ontology annotation, biological process: defense response.